Molecule: messenger RNA, 480 nt
Organism: Uranotaenia lowii
Lineage: Eukaryota; Metazoa; Arthropoda; Insecta; Diptera; Culicidae
Product: fatty acyl-CoA reductase wat-like
Exons: 2
Coding region: 1-480 (159 amino acids)
Biological process (GO): long-chain fatty-acyl-CoA metabolic process
Cellular component (GO): peroxisome
Molecular function (GO): alcohol-forming very long-chain fatty acyl-CoA reductase (NADP+) activity
Source: RefSeq, a predicted model, not a curated record
AUGGCCAACAUCUUCCAGCAGGGCGUAAGGCAGUUCUACAAGGAUUCGGUUAUCCUCAUGAACGGGGUGACCGGAUUUUUGGGCCAAACUCUGUUGGAGAAAACGAUUCGAUCGUUGGAACCUCGCAAGGUUUAUUUGUUGAUUAGGGGAAAGAAAAAUCAAUCGGCCGAUCAGCGAUUGGAAAAACUGAUGCAAGGAGUGAUAUUCGAAAAAAGUCGGAACCUGCCUGUCGCUAAAACGCUCCAACCGCUUCACGUAGAUAUGACCCGAGAAGACUUGGGAUUGGAGUUGGGAAUCCGACAAGAAUUGAUGGAAAACGUUAACGUUGUAUUCAAUAUGGCGGCAGCAGUUACCGCAAAUUUGCCUCUAAAGGACGCGUUGCAGUACAACGUUGAGAAUAACCUGAAUUUAUUCGGAUUAGUGGACAAGAUGGCAAACUUGAAAUCAGCUGUUCAUACCUCUACGAUGUACGCCGAUUGA